This is a messenger RNA of Rhincodon typus (whale shark), 619 nucleotides long. Its product is annotated as beta-secretase 2-like. Gene Ontology annotation, biological process: membrane protein ectodomain proteolysis; amyloid-beta metabolic process. Gene Ontology annotation, cellular component: endosome; trans-Golgi network; membrane. The record is from RefSeq and is a predicted model, not a curated record. Lineage: Eukaryota; Metazoa; Chordata; Chondrichthyes; Orectolobiformes; Rhincodontidae. Gene Ontology annotation, molecular function: aspartic-type endopeptidase activity. The annotation marks the transcript as partial. The transcript has 4 exons.
CUCGAGCACCUAUAUGUCUAGAGACUUGUUUGUGUCAGUCAGAUAUACGCAGGGAAGUUGGGAGGGUGAACUCGGCAUUGAUGUCAUCACAAUUCCAAAAGGACCAAAUGGCACUAUCACUACCAAUAUUGCCACUAUCCUCCAAUCGGAGGACUUCUUCCUGCCUGGAAUAAACUGGCAAGGCAUUCUGGGGCUGGCCUACAGUACACUAGCCAAACCAUCCAGUUCUGUGGAGCCAUUCUUUGACUCAUUAGUAAAACAGAUCAGGAUCCCAAAUGUAUUCUCGCUGCAGAUGUGUGGUGCUGGAUUGUCGCUAAUAGGUGAAGAGCAAGCCAGUCCCGCAGGAGGGAGCCUGGUGAUGGGUGGAAUUGAAGCGAGUCUGUAUAAAGGGGAUAUAUGGUACACCCCUAUCAAAAGAGAGUGGUAUUACCAAAUUGAGGUUCUUAAACUGGAAGUAGGAGGACAAAACUUAAACCUGGAUUGUACAGAGUACAACUCUGACAAGGCCAUUGUGGACAGUGGUACCACUCUCCUGCGCCUACCAAUCAAUGUGUUUGAUGCAGUUGUAGCAGCCAUCAAACAAACCUCAAAGGUAAGAGACUUACUACUGGAGUUGUGA